AUGUCUGCCACAAACUAUGCUGAACACCCCGUAUCUCCAUUGAGCGAUCCUCAAUUCUUGAAUGUGUUAAACAGUCACUUCCUACAAUAUAUCGAACCAUCGAAAUUGUUUAUCUUCGAAACUGGAGUCACUACCAGGAUGCAUCUGUGGCACAAUUAUGCCUUUCGAAUUCGUGAUUUUGGAUCACCUCGUGCCUCAAGCCUUGUUUUUACACUACAACCUGCUCCUGACAUCCCAGACCCCGACCGAUACAUCGUUGCGGUACUAAACUUGGACCAACAAAAAUCACCGCAUGAGACCGUCUUCAUGGUCAUUACGCAAACAAUUAUUUCCAAAACGUCCAUAGAGAUCACGCCUUUGGCAAAAGUCGCCUAG
Molecule: messenger RNA, 375 nt
Organism: Melampsora larici-populina 98AG31
Lineage: Eukaryota; Fungi; Basidiomycota; Pucciniomycetes; Pucciniales; Melampsoraceae
Exons: 3
Coding region: 1-375 (124 amino acids)
Source: RefSeq, a predicted model, not a curated record